AUGGCACCGCAAAUUGUACUCCACAGUUGGGCUACUCCCAACGGAGUAAAAGCGUCGAUUGCACUCGAAGAGCUUGGUCUCCUAUACAAGAAUGAACCGGUUAAUAUACACACCAAUGAGCAAAAGAAAGAACCGUAUCUCACACAAUUCAAAUCUUGCAGGUGGUUCUUGAAAAUCAAUCCAAAUGGGCGAAUUCCGGGAUUGGUUGACAAUGAAAACCGAAUCUUUGAGAGUGGAGCAAUUCUGCUGUAUCUCACGGACAGGACAAAUAUGAUCUUGAAGGGAACAUAA
Molecule: messenger RNA, 291 nt
Organism: Penicillium odoratum
Lineage: Eukaryota; Fungi; Ascomycota; Eurotiomycetes; Eurotiales; Aspergillaceae
Exons: 2
Coding region: 1-291 (96 amino acids)
Source: RefSeq, a predicted model, not a curated record